This is a messenger RNA of Nerophis ophidion (straightnose pipefish), 1183 nucleotides long. It is a transcript of the gene dhrs12, whose product is annotated as dehydrogenase/reductase (SDR family) member 12. The coding region runs from base 209 to 1165 and encodes 318 amino acids. The record is from RefSeq and is a predicted model, not a curated record. The transcript is spliced from 10 exons. NCBI's taxonomy places the organism in Eukaryota, Metazoa, Chordata, Actinopteri, Syngnathiformes, Syngnathidae.
CAAACCACUUCCGGGUCCCGCCCACGCCUCCAUGAUGACGUCAGACUGAGAGGCCUACCGAGCUUUCGUAAGAAAAAGAGUCUUCAACUUCGUCACUUCGGACAUAAAAAGAGGUUUAACUUGCUCACUUUGGACAUAAAAAGAGGUUUAACUUGCUCACUUUGGACAUAAAAAGAGGCUUCAAGUUCGUCACUUUGGACAUCAAAGUAUGUCCAUGUUCAGGAACGCCGUGUGGUUUGUCAAAGGACUCAACGAAUACACCAAGAGCGGCUAUGAGGCGGCUGCCAAGCAUUUCGUGGCGUCUGACCUGGAGGUGGACCUGAGCGGGCGCUCCUUCAUGAUCACGGGCGCCAACAGCGGCCUGGGAAAAGCCACGGCACAGGAAAUAGCCAACCGAGGGGGUACGGUGCACAUGGUGUGUCGCAACAAGGGGCGAGCAGACGCCGCCAAGCAGGAAAUUGUGGAGCGAAGUAAGAACCAGAAUGUUCACGUCCACGUGGUGGACAUGUCCUGUGCCAAACACCUGUGGGACUUUGCGCAGACCUUUGUCCAAAGUAACGUCCUCAACGUGCUGAUCAACAACGCAGGCUGUAUGGUGAACCAGCGAGAGGUAACAGAGGAAGGUCUGGAGAAGAACUUUGCCACAAACACACUCGGCACCUACAUCCUGACCACAGCUCUCCUCCCCGCCCUGAAGAAGGCCCAGGACCCCCGAGUGGUGACCGUGUCCUCGGGCGGCAUGCUCACGCAGAAACUCAAUGUGGACGACCUGCAGUUUGAGAAGGGGACCUUCGAUGGGACCAUGGCCUACGCUCAGAACAAGAGGCAGCAGGUGAUCCUGACAGAGAGGUGGGCAACUCAGCACAAAGACAUCCACUGGUCAUCCAUGCACCCUGGUUGGGCCGACACAGCAGCCGUGCAGACGUCCAUGCCGUCCUUCCACGCCAAGAUGGUGAACAAACUUCGCACGGAGGCCAUGGGUGCCGACACCAUGGUGUGGCUCGCCGUGUCGGCCGCCGCCACCAAGCAGCCAAGUGGACUCUUCUUCCAAGAUCGGCGUGCGGUGGCGACACACCUCCCACUGGCCUUCACCGCCUCCUCCUCUCAGGAGGAAGACAAGCUUGUGGCGGCACUUCAGCAUCUGGCACUCAAGUACAAACCUUGAAAUAUAGCAUUGACCAAA